Molecule: messenger RNA, 1074 nt
Organism: Magallana angulata
Lineage: Eukaryota; Metazoa; Mollusca; Bivalvia; Ostreida; Ostreidae
Exons: 8
Coding region: 119-721 (200 amino acids)
Source: RefSeq, a predicted model, not a curated record
ACUAAGAAAAGUGUUUGGGAACCGUCUGUUAAAAGAGGGACAACUCUUGCCCAUAACGCAAUGUGUUUAUGAAAAACAUAGUUAUUUUGUAUUAAUACACAAGGCUUUAUUUAGCACAAUGCCAUUUCCCUACUUCGGUAAUUCUCAAAAACAGGAAUAUGUACAACAUGUAAAUGUUUUGAGACAUGGCUUUACACAACGUGAAAGAGAAGCACAGCAUGAUCUGGAUAUGACUGCUUUCAAAACCUUUUGUAUUAAUGCCAUGAAGACAAUGUCCAUGAGUUAUAUGGGACUACUUGCAUAUACUGGAUUCAAACUAUCGGAUGCAGCGAACAUAGUGAAACACCUUAAGUCUGUGCACUUGGGAGUUCAUUGUUGUGCUCUUGGUGCUGGGGUGAUUUUUGCUCCUUUGAUUACACCAGAAGUAACAAUUUUCAAAGAAGUUUUAAACAGACAUCACAUUACCACAGAGGAUAACUUGGGGAAACUUGUAGCCAUGAGAGAAGAGGAAGCAGCUUGUUUCCGUUCCCAAUUUUCUUCAGAAAUCAGUAAAUACAGUAAAAAGAAUAGCAAUAAAAACUACAGUGAUGAUUUAUUAAGCAAGAGCAAGCAGGUGAAGAGCAGCGAACCUAUAGAAAGAGAUGAUGGGUUUGAAAAUUUUUAUGCUAAAAAAUAUGACAGGAAGACAAAUACUUAUGGAGAUGAGCUGGACAGUGAUUAGAGAGUGCAGAAGUGUAACAGAGGACUCUAAUACAGGGCAUUGACUGCGAGAUAAUGGAAUUCCUAUCUGUGUCUAUACUAAUGCUGUGGUGUGUGUUGGAAGAAAAAUCAUUAAAUUUUUUUUUUUACAGAAUUGCAAGUACAUGUAUUUAAAGAGAAAUUUUUAUCAUAAAAACAAGAACACUACUAUUGAAGCUUGGUAUCCCCUCACAACUGAAAUUUUUUUCAAAUGUGUUUUGAUUCAAGUUCAUCUUUUUAUUGAGAUGUUCUAAUGUUAAUUUGAUUUAUGCACACUCGAUUAUGUCAAAUAUACAUUGUAUGUAAUAAUAAUAAAGUUAUAUAUAUAAUAAUUCA